Messenger RNA from Polypterus senegalus (gray bichir), 5005 nucleotides. RefSeq names its product zinc finger and BTB domain containing 12, tandem duplicate 2 (gene zbtb12.2). Gene Ontology annotation, molecular function: RNA polymerase II cis-regulatory region sequence-specific DNA binding; DNA-binding transcription factor activity, RNA polymerase II-specific; protein binding. Gene Ontology annotation, biological process: regulation of transcription by RNA polymerase II. Lineage: Eukaryota; Metazoa; Chordata; Cladistia; Polypteriformes; Polypteridae. The record is from RefSeq and is a predicted model, not a curated record. The transcript has 4 exons. Bases 166 to 2049 code for a protein of 627 amino acids.
UUUGCUUAUUUUAGGAGAGCAGCGUACAGCUACAAGUCGGGUAGAGGACGAGCCAAUCAAUCUGGCCAAACUAAUCAAUACAUUGAUACCUGCAAUGAUUGCAGGAGACUGGUAUUACUUUUGAUUUGCUACUUUCCAUCGUUAAAAAGUAAAACUAAAAAUAUAAUGAUGCCUUCUGGUGGUCCUACUGAGGUUCUGCGGUUCCAACUUCCUGGUCAUGGAGCUGCCACACUAAGGAACAUGAACCAGCUACGUUCUGAUCAGCGCUUCUGUGAUAUCACAAUUGUUGCCAAUGACAACCUUAAAUUCCGGGGCCACAGAGUCAUUUUUGCUGCCUGUUCACCUUUUUUGCGUGACCAGUUUCUUCUCAAUCCUUCCUCAGAGCUGCAGGUAUCUCUUCUGCACAGUUCUAAGAUUGUGGCAGAUUUACUGUUGUCUUGCUACACUGGAUUCUUGGAAUUUGCAGUGCGAGACAUUGUCAACUACCUCACAGCAGCCAGCUACCUGCAGAUGGAACAUGUGGUGGAGAAGUGUCGCAAUGCUUUAACACAGUUCAUUGAACCAAAAAUUGGAAUAAAAGAAGAGGGAAGUGGAGCCUCCUGUUCUAUAGGAAUUGCAGCUUCAUGUUCCAGGGCCAAGGGUAAUGCUGCAGGUACAAGUAGUCAUCGUAGCAGAAAGGGAGUGGGACUAUGCAAGCCCCUGAUGCACUCGGGAAAACCUUCAAGCCAAAUGCCAACACAGCCAAAUCUGCAGCUGCCUCAUCUGCACCAUGCCCACCAGCAGUCGCGAUUUCAACAGACAGCGGUGGCCACAGAGGAUGAUGAAGAUAUUAAGGUAAAGAUUAAAGAAUUUGCUGAAGAGUGUGGAGAAGAUUAUGAUGAAGACUAUGAAGACCUAUCAGACAUUUGCAUUGUGGAAGAUGAUGGCGGAAGUGUAGCAGGAGGUCCAGAGGCAGAUGGUGAACAGGAAGGGGAGGGGGACAGGGAAGAAGGAGAUGGAGAUGGAGAAGUUGAAAUGGAGGGAGGCAUUCUAGAAGAUGAUGCAGGAUCGACAACUACUGAAGCACAAACUACAAGUACUAAAGCCAAAACCAAGAUUCACAACCAGAAAGCUUCUCCGUGGCAAUACAGGCGUCCAUACAGUCUUCAGCAAUCCAUUCUGGGGAGUAGAGAGGAGAAAUCUAAUCAAGAGGGUGAUAAUGUUCACUCAACUGGUGAGGGUUUGGGUGGUGAAGAGCUGGAAGCUAGUAAUGAUCAUUUAAAUGUGCUAAGUCACCUUCCAGAUGAAGGUUUAGAUGAAUGUGGAGACCAAAAAGACCGUCCUCAACACCAGCAGGGGUACAUUAGUAAAGGAGUAUACCACCAGCAGGGAGUGGUGAAAGCUCACUACAGUCUGUCUGAAGACUCUGAGGGCUUGCUUGUUAUACCACGUCAGUUCUCUAGGGAUGAUGAGGAUGACUUUGAUGAAAAUACCUGUAGCAACCUUGGUUUAGAUAGGGGUUCAACUGACACGGUACAGGUUGGUUCCACUUCUUCUUAUGAAGAGAUAAGGCACAGCUUCAGUACCUCUAAGGAUUUGUUUUCAGCUGCCAGCUUGUCUAGAUUAACGUGCGGAUCUGGAAUGCAACUUGCUCUUGCUGCUAGCAGUCUAGGGCUUAAGACAAUCAAAUGCAAUAAGUGUGAAGAGUUCUUCCAGAGUGUUGAAAAGCUGGUCACCCAUAUGCGAUCAAUUCACUAUAUCUUUAUGUGCCCACGAUGUGGAAAACAAUUCAAUCAUAGUAGCAACCUUAACCGUCAUAUGAACGUGCACCGUGGAGUAAAAUCCCAUUCAUGCCACAUCUGUGGGAAGAGUUUCACACAGAAGUCCACACUCUAUGAUCAUAUGAACCUGCAUAGUGGUGAAAGGCCUUACCGUUGCUCAUACUGUGAUGUGCGGUUUGCUCAUAAACCAGCCAUUCGGCGUCAUCUCAAAGAACAACAUGGCAAGACCACAGCAGAAAACUGCAUGGAUGCAAACAAUGUGGCAGAGAUAAGUGUAGUUGUUCGUUGAAUUUAAAGUAUAGGAUGAAUAAGCCUCAAAACAACUGUACCUGGCUAUUCAUUAUACACUACAGUGGACUGACAGAGUAAUAAGAUGCUCUGGAAUAAGUCAGUUUAGUUAAAGCAAAACAGAAAAUGUAGCCUACAUCAGAAACCGAACCAUAAAACCCUGACUUCCAACCUAUAUAUAUAUAUAUUUGUGUGUGUGUGUUUCUGAUUUUAUUGGGUCAGGUAGGGUGGAGUGGGGAGAAAUAUUUUGAUAAGUAGUCAGUAUAAUUGGGGAACUUUGUUCACGGACACCAUCUUUGAGUGCUGAUUAUUUGCCUUCCAGGGAGACUAUUUGAAUGAAAGGCAUCACAACAUCCUACUAAUUCAUACAUAUUGUAAAUAAUACUUAACAAAUACAUAUAGUACAAAAAAGAGAGGAGAAGUAGCCUUCAUACUCGAGUAUGAAAGUAUUUUUUAUGGGCAGCUGGGAACCUAUUAUUUAUUUGCCACAUGCCAUUAGGAUGUCUGAUGUGCUUGAAAAGCAAAUUCAGCAUAUGAUAUCGAGAACCCUACACAUUUUACAACAAAUGGAUAACAAGGAACUGUUUUAAGUAACAAGUAAAACGUUAAUUCAUUCAGCAGCCCUCCAGUAUUGACCUGGAUAUUACUGUCAGAUACUGUUCAGUAGUGGGCUAUAGGCUUGCAUGUGAGAGCUCUGUUCUCAAACGUAUCUUACUGAUCUAAAAGUAUCCAGCAGAUUCGCAGAAAUCCAGGAGUAGUUGCACACUUGUUUUUUUAAGACAGCUAUCAAAACAAUACAACAGAUAGAACAAUGGAGGCAAACAGAGCCAGAUGCAUGCUCUGGUGGUGGCGGUGAUUUGCGGGAGGAGCCGCACAUGUCCACAAUCACUACAGUUUAUCCAGUGAACACUCCUCCCAGGUUUGGUUUGGCAAUUAAAAACAACUUAUUGCUUGAAAUUUAAUCUUGUGGUGAUUCUAGGGCAGAACUUCAAGGAAUCUGAAAAAAACAUCUGAAGAUGUUUUUACGUAUUUCUGUUUUUGGUACACCCUCUUCCCACCACCAUCCCUGAACCCAGUCAUCUCUAGAUGUCUACAAUAUGUCAGUUGUUUGUUGAUUUUCUUCAGGGCCAAGCAGGGCAUGGAAUCAUGAUCUGGCAGUGGUCUCCUUGUUUGAUCACUUUCUUCUUAUCAUUAAUCAAGGCUGGCUCGUUAGAGAUCAUGAAUUUUCAUCAUUAUAAAAUAAACUUAAUCAAAACAGAAUUAAAACGAUAGAUAACAUGACACUACAGUAAGACGAUUUUUAACAUUUAAAACAUUUUUCAGCCAUAAGAAACUUUUGAAACAACUUCUGUUUUAGUACUUGAUACCUAAGCUACAAAAGUACAAAACAGUUGCAGUAUUUAACUUUUCACUGGAUUGGCUGUUCAUUUUAUCGAAGUACUUUGCUUUUUGUAGCCUUGAUGGCCAUUGUAAUACUAACCCUUUCUUCAACAGAAAUUGUGAAGUAACUGAAGAUACCUUUUUAUAUUGUUCAGCCAACAUUCUAUUGUGCUAUGUCAGUUUUGGGGUACCAUCUAUUGUUUGAUCGGUUUGGAGUUGAAGAGACACAGCUCCCCUUAAUUGUCAACAAUAGGACGGAAUUGAGGAGUAAAGCCUGAAGGGAAGAGAUAUAAAGAUUUUGUAGAACGCAUGUCAUAGAGUAGGCUCUUCAAUGCCAAACCCUGUUGAUGCAGUGCAUAAUACUGUGUGUUUUAUAGCUUUAACCAUUGAAUCUCAAAUGCAAAAUGUAAAUACAUAGUCACUGAAAUGACUUCUGAAAAUGUAAAGGAUCUUUAUAUGCAGAACAAAACCUACAGAUCAGUUACCAGUCAGAAAAUCUGGUUGCCAUAACACUACUAAUCAUGUUAAUCAACAUUCACUAAAACACUAGCCUUGCUUAAGAUAUGUAAAUUAAAAAAAAGUAAGUUUUUAUGUAUUCUCACGAAAAUUAUUGUUGCAUGUCUCACAUUUACUAAUAUAUUAAGUGAUGAAAUCCCAGUACUAUGACAUGGAGAUUGCUGUAUCAACCUAUUUUGUAUAUUUAAGAAACGUACAAAUUUUGUUUAGGCAACAAUUGAUCAACCAUGAAGCUGGUUAACCAAAACCUUUCUCCUUUACAAAAUGAAAUGAAGUCACGUUUAAGAGAACACACAGGAGGUUUGGAAACGGUAAAAUGCAACAGUUGACAACGAUCUUGCAGCUAAUAUUGUAAACGUAACAUUUAUAAACCGCUUAUCAGUCUGUAGUGAAUUUGUCUUCCAGUACAACCUGAUAAGGCUCAAAGUUGACCCAAAAACAGAACUGUGAAGCCCAUUUACCACUAGCUUGUAUGUGGAUGAGCCCAGGCAUAGUAUUUGUCAUGAUUUGUUAUUUUUUUUUUUCUGUUAAAAUGCAAAUAUAGUGGUUUCGAAAUCUCAGUACAGCAUGGCUCACUACUUCUAACAUCCAAAAGCAGGUACCUGUGUUUGGCAAGAACAUUAUGUAUGAAAUUCAGACCACAUGUCAAGUUACCGGGCCUUUAAAAACACGUUUGUUUGUAAACUAUUGAAGUGGUGUAAUCUGUCUAACUGAUCAAUGGCAUAACUUGGAAAAUGUGGAUGAGCCAUUUCUAAAUUAAAGUGUGUAGCCACUAGUACGUACACAUCCACAUGAAUCAUUUUUGAAAUGACGUUUUGUUUGUGUAAUUUUAAUGUUAUUUGUAUUAUCUUUAUAGUGUUGUUUGGACGGACUGGCAAAUUUGAACAUAUCCUGAAUUUUUACAUUUUCAUGAUUACUUGCCUUUGAGACUUCUUUAAAAGAAUCAGUCUGAUCCCUUGUGCUGGGGAUGCCUUUUCUUUUGAACUCCCUGAAAAAUAGCUGUUCUCAUGGUUUUUUUUGUUUUGUUUUGUUUUGUUUUAUGUAUUAAAACUUACAGUAUU